Gordionus sp. m RMFG-2023 is the source of this 830-nucleotide messenger RNA. RefSeq lists its product as uncharacterized. The record is from RefSeq and is a predicted model, not a curated record. Gene Ontology annotation, molecular function: structural constituent of nuclear pore. Gene Ontology annotation, biological process: nucleocytoplasmic transport. Bases 95 to 676 code for a protein of 193 amino acids. Lineage: Eukaryota; Metazoa; Nematomorpha; Gordioida; Chordodea; Parachordodidae. Gene Ontology annotation, cellular component: nuclear pore. The transcript has 5 exons.
GAAUAAUUAUACACAUCUUGCAGGCAAGAAAGCACAUGUGUGUUUGCAUUCCAUUUGGCCUAAAGACAAGAAAAAUGGAUAUUUUAUUAAGGAUAUGUGGGAGUUAAACAAAUUAAAUUAUGAAUACAAAUUAAAAAGAGCCUGCCUUAAAAUGGGUGCAACAUAUGUGAGAUACCUACCAUAUACUGGAACCUUAAUAUUUCAAGUUCCUCAUUUUUCGCGUUACAAAUUAGAAGAUAGUGAUGAUGAAGAGAUAGAAGAAGUAUCUUACACUCAGCCAUUUCAAACCAAGCCCAAUUUAACAUCGGAUUCAUUCGCCAGACCUCCUUUACAUCGGUCGCGUAUCUCGAAUCAUCCAGAUGGAAGCGGUAAUCUUUUCGAAGGCGAUAUUUCUUCUUUCAAAGAUUCUCCCUCCGAAUAUAAUUUUGGGAGAGAGGAAAAUGUAUAUCUAAUUAAACGGCAUAAAAAUGGAAUUAUUUCGCGCGGCAAGGGCUCUCGCUGGGUCUUGGGUGAAAAUAUGAAUUCAACCAAAAUCGACGUUCAACCUAAAAUUUCGCCUCCCAACCUAAUGUCUCCUUCACUCCUAUUCAACAACCUGGAAAAUUCUUUUACAAGAACAGUGUACUUUCCUAUUCAAAUGAAUGAUCGUAAUGACAAUAUUAUUAAAAUGGAUUGAAAUAAUGAAAGAAUACAAGAUGGUUUCGAUGCUAACGAGAGAAAAAAAAGUGUUAGGUUCAGUGGCGAGAUAAUGAAUGUGAGUGGUAAUGAAGCAAAACUAUUAUUUAAUAUAAUGCGUAAUGAUAAUAAUGAUACCAAUGAAGUCCGUGAUU